CGUAUAGACAGACCCAAUAGACCUACAUCUUAUCAAAUCUAAUGAAGUCGCACUACGUGAGAGCAUGCAUGUGGGUUAGGUAGAUUAUAAAAUAGACAGGUAAAAGUCCACUAAAAUUUAAUUGAACGGUAGUGUAGUGAUUUUUAUUCGCAAACUACUACGACACGUGGUCUAGUUUUGCCGUCCGACCAUCGUUUAUUGUGCUUCGUUGUACAAAUUAAUGAUAACAAUGGAAUGAAAUUCGUUAUAGACUCAUUAGGUAGGUGAGGUCAGGUUGGGCGUACAAGGAACAGUGCUAUCUCAGUUUGUUCAGGCGGUUCUCCGCUGGAUUAUUCGAUUAGCGUGUGUUUCUUUAUGAGCUUUCCCCUAUCCAGCAUCUACGACAAGAGUUUUCUACUUCAAACGCGUACGAAAUGGUGACCCGACCCACUCCAGAUACGGCUAAGUCGACGCACAUCUUGGCCGCUGCAUUGGCGUUACUCUGGCUGACAGCCGCAGGAUACAGUCAAGACGCGGUAGUGGACACAUCUUUGUUGUACUCGCAAGCAACGUCAAUCAAAGGUAAAGUCUUAAACACUAAUUCCGAAGAGUAUAAUGAAUCUAUACGGCCAAUGCUAACUAGUUCUAUGGGGUACGUGAGUUUCGAUUUCGAUGCUCAUGACCGCUACAUUUAUUAUACGGAAGUUCUUGAUGAUAGCGUCAUCUAUAAGAUACACAUAAACGAGAUGGAUAGAGAAAUUGUAUUAUCCUCUGAGGCCGAGAGAGUGGUUCAUCUUUCCGUCGAUUGGGUGACAAAAAACCUAUACUAUAUUGAUGCCAUAGAAGGUACUUUGAACGUGUUAAGCACCCGCAACGUGACCAACAAAAGAGUGUUAUUGCAGAACUUCCGCAUCGGACGACCUGUUCUCCACCCUAACAAGGGAUACAUAUUCUUUUCUGAAAAUGGAGUGAGCCGUGUGAACAUGGAUGGUUCAAAUCUGAUCAAUUUUAAAUACCCGUCUUCCCAUUUCAAAAAAGGAUUGGCUGUAGAUUUUGCGAUGGACCGACUAUAUUGGUGCGACGAACAUGAUUCCGUAGUUUAUCAUUCAAAUUUGGACCUCACUGAUGUGAUAUCUAUCAAAUCGAAGUGGAUAAAUGAGCCACGGUUAAUAGCCACACAUAAAGAUUGGAUGUACAUCAUCAAUAAUUCUGGGAGUAACUCUAUAAUUAAAUUACACAAGCUGACCGGUGUUUUGGCCGACAUCGAGCCCAUCGAGGUCCAGGGCCAAGACAAUGGCGAUGCUGAGCUGUACAACCUGAAAAUUUACAGCAAACACGAACAACUCAUCGACAACACGCAUCCGUGCUCGAUGGAGGCGAACUACGGUGGUUGUCAGAAACUGUGCUUUGCGGUGCCCUCCAAUAAGUCAAUCACUUCGUCCCUCCAGGCGAUAUGCGGCUGUCUGAUCGGCGAGAAAGUUGAUUCGGACGGUAAGACGUGCGUGGGUGAAUCGAAAGCUCUGACCGAUUUGAAAGCAAUGACCGAUUCGAAAGCCACGGUGGAUUCGAAAGCCGUGGUCGAUGUUAACGCAGAAAUCGAAUCUGUAUCGGGAGGCGCCUCAAGACACAUUCAAUAUCGUUAUUUAACUACUGUUUGUUUUGUGCUAGUAUACCUAUUUACCAUUUAGUCAAGGAUUGAUUUAAACAUAAUCCAUAUAUAAAAAAAAAUAAUAAUUAAUAAAAAAUAUUUUAUUUUUUAUAGUACAGCUAGGUUUCAGAAUAUAAAUACUGUAGCAGUGAAAAGGUUAAUAUGAAAAUUAUAUUGUUCCUUUGAUUAUUGCAAACUGUAGUAAAAUAAUUAAAUCCAAUAUAGUAUCUAUUAUUAUUACUAUUUAUUUGAGUGGUAAAUGUAUUGUGAUAACUCAAAUGUUUAACUAGGUAUAUUUAUUAUGUUUAUACCAACCGAAUUUUUUUUUAAAUAAAGUGUGUUUUAUAUUUA
This is a messenger RNA of Myzus persicae (green peach aphid), 1978 nucleotides long. RefSeq names its product low-density lipoprotein receptor-related protein 6-like. The transcript is spliced from 6 exons. The coding region runs from base 414 to 1667 and encodes 417 amino acids. Lineage: Eukaryota; Metazoa; Arthropoda; Insecta; Hemiptera; Aphididae. The record is from RefSeq and is a predicted model, not a curated record.